GUGGUGGCUGUGGUGGAGGUGGCUGAGGUUGAGGUGGAGGCGGCUGAGGUUGAGGCGGCUGAGGUGGCUGAGGUUGUGGUUGCGGCUGAGGUGGCUGAGGCUGUGGCUGCGGCUGAGGUUGUGGCUGUGGCUGGGGUUGCGGUUGCGGUGUCGGAGUUUCUGAACAAAUGGGAGAGAACGGAAUUAUUCAGCUUUUUCCCUUUGCUUGUGCAUUGA
Messenger RNA from Hydatigera taeniaeformis, 216 nucleotides. Lineage: Eukaryota; Metazoa; Platyhelminthes; Cestoda; Cyclophyllidea; Taeniidae. The record is from the annotation of a GenBank genome assembly.